Molecule: messenger RNA, 3183 nt
Organism: Lates calcarifer (barramundi perch)
Lineage: Eukaryota; Metazoa; Chordata; Actinopteri; Centropomidae
Gene: pdlim5b
Product: PDZ and LIM domain 5b
Exons: 13
Coding region: 163-1998 (611 amino acids)
Biological process (GO): heart development; actin cytoskeleton organization; muscle structure development
Cellular component (GO): stress fiber; adherens junction; filamentous actin
Molecular function (GO): muscle alpha-actinin binding; actin binding
Source: RefSeq, a predicted model, not a curated record
ACGCUGCUGUGAACCCUCCCACCGGCAGCCAGUUGGGGUUGGCUUAUAUGCGGAAGUUUCAGUUCCGUUCAGUCCAGUUCACUUCGAAACUGACAACCGACGGACUAAAGCCACGCUUCUUUCUCUGAACGCCCAGACCCGGCUCCAUACGCAAGGUGAAUCAUGAGCAGCAGCUACAGUGUCUCCCUGGCUGGUCCUGCCCCCUGGGGCUUCAGACUGCAAGGAGGGAAGGACUUCUGUCUGCCCCUCACCAUCUCACGGCUGACUGAUGGAGGCAAGGCAGUCCAAGCCAAGAUGUGUGUCGGAGACAUUAUUCUUUCCAUUAAUGGCAUUUCCACAGACAGCAUGAAUCACCUAGAGGCCCAGAACAAGAUUAAGGCCUGCACAGACAGUCUCAACCUCACUCUACAGAGACCCUCCAAUGCCCCUAAAGGUGGAGUGCCUAAGGACGAGCCUCAAGAAAUCAUUAAGCCUGUCCCAAUCACUCACUCUGCCCCAAGCACCACAUACACCAAGCCAUCAAGUCAUCCCAGUCCUGCUUUCAACAAGACACCUCGGCCGUUUGGGGGGGACAGCAGUGCUUCCUCCUCCCCGGCUGCCCCCAAAGUAGCCUCCAUUCCCUCUGAAUCAUCUGCUUUCACGCCAGCUGCCCCCUCUCAGCCACCACAACCUCCGUUUCCGCUGAGAUCCAGCCUCCCUGCCUCAGACUCAGCUCCGGCCAACUCAGUUCCCAGGCCCAGCCCUGCUCGCUCCACCUUCACCUCCCCAUCUGCCUCUUCCUCCUCAUCUAACUCCUCCUCCCCAGCCAGAGUGACAGCCCCCUCUUCCAAUCCCACUGUCCCGCAGCCCUCUGUUUAUAACACACCUAUCAACCUCUACUCUAAUGUCAAUGCUUGUGAGGUGGCUAUGGGACAGAGACGAGGUCUUUUGGAAAGCCAGGGUCUGUCAGAGAACCUCAAUGGGAAACCUGUUGUAGAAGCUGAGAAUCAUGCGUCCCCACUGAGUGAUGCCAGCAAGAAGCGUCUGAUUGAGGACACCGAAGACUGGCACCCACGAACGGGCACCUCCCAGUCCCGCUCCUUCCGUAUCUUGGCCCAGCUCACCGGCACUGAAAAUGAGCAAGUUCCAGAGAACAGUGGAAAGAAUGAGCCGGUUGACAAAACCGCUCCCGUGGUUCACACGUCGCCCGCUGCAAAAACAUUUUCCAAGUCUGCACCAGCACCCAGGAAUGGCAACGUUGUCCCUGCUUCCACAUUCAAGAGCCCUGCGGCCCAGAACAAGCCCUCCUUCCAGCCUAGCGGUCCAUCAGGUUUUCCUAAGGGUGGAGCAGUUCCUUCAUUUGGCAAAGUUACCAAUCCUGCUCCCAAAGGUCCAGACCGCCCCACCCCACAGCCACAUCCAGAGGACCUCAACUCUCUGGUGCAGCGGGCUGAGCACAUACCGGCUGGUACACGGACCCCAAUGUGCAACAAAUGCAACAAUGUCAUCAGGGGCCCGUUCCUUGUGGCCAUGGGCAUGUCAUGGCACCCUGAGGAAUUCAACUGCGCUCAUUGCCACUCCUCCCUGGCAGACCGUGGAUUUGUGGAGGAGAGGGGCCAGGUGUACUGUGAACGCUGCUACGAGCAGUUCUUCGCUCCCACCUGCGCCCGCUGCAACCAGAAGGUUCUUGGGGAAGUCAUGAAUGCCCUGAAACAGACCUGGCAUGUGUCCUGUUUCGUCUGCACUGCCUGCCAACAUCCAAUCAGAGGCAACACGUUUCACAUGGAGGAUGGUCGGCCGUACUGUGAAAAAGACUACUACAACCUGUUUGGGACCAACUGCCAUGGCUGUGACUUCCCCAUCGAAGCAGGGGACAAGUUCCUGGAGGCUCUAGGAUUCACCUGGCAUGACACCUGCUUUGUGUGCGCGGUUUGCUCCACUAACCUGGAAGGUCAGCCAUUCUUCUCCAAAAAAGACAAGCCUUUGUGCAAGAAACAUGCUCACACUGUCAACAUCUGACCUGCUUCUGUGAAUAUGAACGGGAUAGGGCAAUGGUGUCAGUUUACGGCAGUAUAUAUUUCAGUCAGGUGUUAAAUAUUUUCAGAAUUAAAACUGAUCUGAUUUAUCAGUUUGUGUAUUCUAUUAGAAUAACAUGGGGUCAGAGGUUCCACUGUAAGCUUCAUUUUUGCUCUAGUAUUGUUCUCAUUUGCCAUUCUCAUUUGUUAUUUCAUUUCAGUUUCUUCUGGAUUAAUAUGCAGGAGUACAUUUGAAUACACUGUUAGGCCCCUCUGCCAGUUCUAUAUCUGUGCAAGUAGAUUUUUAUUAUGUGUUUGUGCUGGGCUUUUUAUUUGUAUGAGUGGUGCAUUAAAAGCUCUUGAUGGGCAUUUCUUGUUAAACACAGAAUACACAUAGUUUACUGCUAUGACCUACUGAGCCCCUUGGGGGUCACUCAUUUGAAAAAUAUUUGACCAUGAAAAAAGCUAUGCCAUGUGUUAGUAACGCAAGUGCAAGGUUUAGAAAUUAGGAUUAUUUAAUGGGGAAAAAAAAUAUUUAUUUGUAGCAGGGACCACUCAGUCAAUGUCUCUUGGGCAUCUUGCCCUCAGAAUAAAAAUGGGAAGUUUUAUUAUUCUUAUUUUUUAAGUUGUUUUAAAGUAAUAUGUUAUUUAAUGAUUCCCAGUAAAUAAAAGCAGAAAUUAGUAACGUGUGUAAACACUGCAUAGGUCCUACUUUGUAGUUUUCAUAAUUCAUAAAAACAAUGAGGAUAAAGUUUCGUGUAUUUUGAAAGGGCUCUGCGAUAGGACAGAUCAAGUAGUGAUGUUCUGCUGUUUAUGUAUAUUAUGGUCUGUUAGCAUGCUUGUAGUGAAUACCCACAUGAAAAUGUACUUCUUUCAACUCCUUCAUAACAUCAAAAUGCAAUAAAUUUGAAUUCUACAUUAAUAAUUUCUAAGCUAACAUUUUGCCAGACUCUACCCAUCAGUACUUUGCCAUGUUGUAUUUGCUCUCACAUGUUGUUGUGAAGUUUGGUAGAGUUCAGUCAAUUAACACAAAACUAUUUUAAUAUGUACUUCCAGAAGCUGCUGCCAGCUUUCCUUUGGCCUUUCUAUGUAUAGAAAAAAAAUGUAUUUGUGUAAUGGAUAAUUUCUUAUUGGUCACUGUGCAUAAAUCUGCACCUCUUACUUUCAUUUCAAAUAAAAUGGUUCAACC